AUGCUGGCUUGUCGAGGUUUUGCCUCUUCGCAUGUGCUCUUUGCAAGGACACUUUGUGCAUGGCCAGCACAGAAGAUGCCGUUUAGACUGACCACACGGCACAGCUCUUCUAUACAGACGGUUGGCGUCGAAGCUCUAGCCGAGUAUAUACACGCCCAAAUCAAUGGCACCUUCAGCAAUGUUGAGGAGCAGCUUACGGAACUCGCGCAGAUUCUGGGGUAUAUGACAGAGGCACAGCGGCAGGAAAUCUGCAUUGCUGAUGCCAAGUUGCUGGUUGAAGACAUCGGGGCGUGCCCAUUGAGUCUGGAGAGCCAUUUGCGAGGAGGUGCAGAGACGCCGAGUCCUGAAGAAGAUGCUUCCUCGGGCGCUGCGAUGCCAGCCCUCCGUGGGGAGGAGACAGAUGCAGAGUUGGCGGUCCAGGCGUUCAUUGAGGCCAAGAACGGUCAAUCCCACCAGGCAACGCCAUUCAUCAAGCAACACGGUAUUCAUGUGCCGGCAGGAGGAGCCAAGGGAUGGCAGUUUGUGCUGAUUGCGUACGACCCUCUCGGACGGAAAGAUGGGCGCAAGCUGGUCUUGACACAGAAUACAAAGGAUUCACAAAGGGACGCGAAGCGACUUCGACAGUUUAUCCUGCAGAAUCAACAGCCUGGCAUGGUGAAAUGCGACCGCUGUCACCAGUGGUGGGAUAGACAUACCCACAUUCAGCACCAUGAAUUGGACUUGGGCGGCUGCCACGGGUUUUGCCCCACUGCAAGCAAACGAAGUGGCUGA
Molecule: messenger RNA, 771 nt
Organism: Effrenium voratum
Lineage: Eukaryota; Dinophyceae; Suessiales; Symbiodiniaceae
Source: the annotation of a GenBank genome assembly